AUGGCUGGGAACAACUUCACGGAGGUGACAUUCUUCAUCCUCUCUGGAUUUGCAAAUCACCCUGAACUACAAAUCAGCCUCUUCAUGAUGUUUCUCUUUAUUUAUCUCUUCACUGUUUUGGGGAACCUUGGACUAAUUCUGUUAAUCAGAAUCGACUCUCAGCUCCACACACCUAUGUACUUUUUCCUUAGCAAUUUAGCAUUCAUUGAUGUAUUUUAUUCCUCUACUGUAACACCCAAGGCACUGGUAAAUCUCCAGUCAAUCCGGAAAACCAUCUCCUUCACUGGCUGCUUUGUUCAGAUGUACUUUUUUGUGGGUUUAGUGUGCAGUGAGUGCUUUCUCCUGGGGUCCAUGGCCUAUGACCGCUAUGUAGCUAUCUGCAAUCCCUUACUGUAUUCUGUGGUCAUGUCCCAGAAGGUGUGCAGGGGGUUGGGAGUCAUGCCUUAUGUGAUCGGCUUCACCAAUUCUCUGGUCUCCAUCUGUGUGAUCAGCAGGUUGGCAUUCUGUGAUGUCCGCAUCAAUCAUUUUUUCUGUGACACCACAGCUCUUCUGGCCCUGUCCUGCCUGGAUGCAUUCAGCACAGAAAUGGUGAUCUUUGUUUUAGCUGGCUUCACCCUUCUUAGUUCUCUCUUCAUCAUCACCUUCACCUACAUGGCCAUCAUCUCAGCCAUCCUGCAGAUUCGGUCUGCAGCAGGCAGACAGAAAGCCUUUUCCACCUGUGUGUCCCACAUCAUGGGGGUGACCAUCUUCUAUGGGUCCCUGAUUUUCACAUAUUUGCAGCCUGAGAACACAUCCUCCUUGACCCAGGCACAGGUGGCGUCUGUAUUCUACACCAUUGUUAUUCCCAUGCUGAAUCCGCUUAUCUAUAGUUUGAGGAACAAAGAUGUAAAAAAUGCUCUUCUGAAAGCAUUUCAAAAACUAUUUCCAUGA
Molecule: messenger RNA, 930 nt
Organism: Cervus elaphus (red deer)
Lineage: Eukaryota; Metazoa; Chordata; Mammalia; Artiodactyla; Cervidae
Product: olfactory receptor 8I2-like
Exons: 1
Coding region: 1-930 (309 amino acids)
Biological process (GO): sensory perception of smell; G protein-coupled receptor signaling pathway
Cellular component (GO): membrane
Molecular function (GO): G protein-coupled receptor activity; odorant binding; olfactory receptor activity
Source: RefSeq, a predicted model, not a curated record